AUGGGAAAGCCAGGGUUCAUGAAGAACUAUCGAGUCUAUGUACUCACCUCCGUCGCCUAUUUGGGCUCGUUGCUCUUCGGAUAUGACACGGGUGUUAUGGGCUCAGUCCUUGCCAUGAAGAGCUUCAAGGAAGAUUUCGGUCUCCCAACCACAUCAUCCGGCUUCUCCAGCAAUGCGAAUGCCCAAGUCUCCUCGAACGUGGUCAGUCUCCUGACAGCAGGAUGCUUCUUCGGAUCUAUUUUCGCCGCCUACCUCAACGACCGCAUUGGCCGUCGCUACUCCUUGAUGAUCUUCGCCUCUAUCUUCCUGGUCGGAGCCGCCAUUCAAGUAGGCGCGCACCAUGCCAUUGGCCAGAUUUACGGCGGGCGUGUCAUUGCUGGUCUGGGAAUUGGAGGCAUGUCUAGUAUUACUCCCGUCUUUGUCAGCGAGAACUGCCCCCCGGCUCACAGAGGUCGGAUUGCGGGUCUGUUCCAGGAGUUUUUGGUCAUCGGAAGUACCUUUGCUUACUGGCUGGACUAUGGUGUUGCUCUUCGUGUACCCGAGGGCACUAAGCAGUGGCGCAUCCCGGUGGCUAUCCAACUGAUUCCCGGUGGUUUGAUGCUCAUCGGUCUCUUCUUCCUGAAGGAGUCUCCGCGUUGGCUGAUGAAGCAGGGUCGCCGUGACGAGGCUUUAAAGUCCCUGGCUUAUAUUCGUAACGAGAGCGAGGAUAACGAGGAGGUCCAGAAGGAGAUUGCCGAGAUCUAUGCUGCAAUCGAAGAAGAGACUGCCCUAUCCGAGGGCGUGACCUGGAAGGAGUGCUUGCACAAGAGCAAUCGCUAUCGAUUUUUCCUCGGGUUUGUCAUCAUGUUCUGGCAGCAGUUCUCUGGAACAAACAGCAUUGGAUACUAUGCGCCGCAAAUCUUUGAAUCGAUUGGUGUUAGCUCGACAAAGUCGUCGCUGUUUGCUACUGGUGUCUACGGUACAGUGAAGGUUGUCGCCACGGCGAUUUUCCUGCUUAUCGGUAUCGAUCGCUGGGGCCGCAAACGGAGCUUGAUUGGCGGUGCUGUGUGGAUGGCUAGCAUGAUGUUCAUCAUUGGCGCUGUCUUGGCUACUCAUCCCCCAAACCCGGACUCUACCUCUGUGUCUCCUGCCUCCACUGCCAUGGUGGCCAUGAUCUAUCUCUACGUGAUCGGAUACUCCUUCUCCUGGGGCCCGACUCCUUGGGUGUAUCUCAGCGAGAUUUUCCCCACUCGUCUGCGUGCAUACGGUGUAGGUCUCGGAGCUGCCUCACAGUGGCUCUUUAACUUUGUCAUUACGGAAGUGACCCCCCCUAUCGGGUGGAGAACUUUCCUCAUGUUUGGCAUCUUCUGUACGGCCAUGAGUAUCUUCGUUACCAUCUUUGUCAAGGAGACAAAAGGAAGAACUUUGGAAGAUAUGGAUCUUAUCUUUGGUGCUAUUGAUGAGGAACAGCGAAAAGCCGAUGUGGAGAAUACAUUGCACAAGACCGACAUUCAUGCGGAGCAUGUGGAGGGGGAUAAGCAAUUCGAUCACAAAUAG
This is a messenger RNA of Penicillium maclennaniae, 1536 nucleotides long. RefSeq names its product sugar porter family MFS transporter. The record is from RefSeq and is a predicted model, not a curated record. Gene Ontology annotation, molecular function: carbohydrate:proton symporter activity. Bases 1 to 1536 code for a protein of 511 amino acids. Gene Ontology annotation, biological process: transmembrane transport; carbohydrate transport. Lineage: Eukaryota; Fungi; Ascomycota; Eurotiomycetes; Eurotiales; Aspergillaceae. The transcript has 3 exons. Gene Ontology annotation, cellular component: membrane.